UUUUUUUUUGUUUGUUUGUUUGACAUGUUGCUCAAUUUGGGAAGAGCCAUUACAAGAUCAUCUAAAAGUUUAAAGCCUGUAUUUCAAGCAGGAACCAACUAUGCAAAAAAGGUUGCACCUUUAACGCCAGCCUUAACCUUAAGAACUUUUUCCAUUCAAAUCCCAAAACAUGCUGAAAUAGUUGAAGCAAAUGUGACUCCACCACCUAAAUUAUCUCCUGAGCAUGAGCAUACACCACAAACACUUUUAAAUGUAUUAGAAGAAUGUAGGCAAACGGGAAAAAUGAUGGACGCCAUCACAACUGUUCAAACUGCUCAAGAUCUUAACUUGGCAACACCUGAAUUAUACCUUCGUUUAAUUAAUAUACUAGGAGAAUUACCUUUUGAGCUUCAAGAAUGUGCUGUUGUUGCUCAUUGGUUUUAUUCACCUAAAUCAGAAUUGCCUGCUGAGACCCUUAACAAUCUUGAUAUCUGGAAAAGUUUAUUAAAACUUGGAUUUAAUUUUGGAUCAACAUAUCGUGCAGAAGACCUUAGCAACCUUGUUCGUCGAUUUACACACAUUUUUGACCUGUCAACUUUAGAAGACGAAACUAUGUGGGCAUUGUUAAUAAGGGCCUAUGGGAUUAUUCAUAAAUCUGAACUCAUUUCGGAUAGUCUUGCAAAAAUUGAAAAUAAUCAAAAUAACAAGAGUAUUGUUUAUUCAAGUGCAUUAUUGUCAUACGCUGCAGUAAAUUCUCAUGAAAAUGUAGAAAAGAUGUUGGAGAAGCUAAAAGAAACUAACUCGCUUUCGCAUCGUACGCUUUUGAAAUUAAUUCGUUGUUAUGGAUUCAAUGGUGAUAUUAGUCGUACUUCAAAAUAUGUGACUAUGUAUAAUACUCUAUAUCCUGACGAGUGUUGUAAUGUGUCAAUGCUUUUGAUUGCUCACAAGGUUGCAUUACAAAAGAUUCACAAACACCUAAGUCGAACACGUGGUUCACAGGGGCUAAACCUAAAGCCUGUUUAUUUGACAGAACUUGAUCAGAUACAUGCAUCAUGGACAGAUUUAACAAAUAACUUGCUCAAGGACUCUACAAAAUCAGUAGAUAUUACUGAUUGCAAUGUUAUUUUAGAAUAUUUAACUAUCGCUAAUCAUAUUGAUCCUGUUCAAUUUCCAAUGGAAAAAGCUGAAGAGUUUCUUGAUUCUUACAUGCCUAACCAUUCAAUUAAACCUGAUGAUGUAAGUUAUCAAGUUAUGCUAACAGGCUAUUCGGCUUCACAACAAUACAAGGACAUUCAUCGCAACAUUAGGCUCCAUAAAGCCCUAGAAAUAAUUGUUAGGAUGCAAUCGGAAGGAAUAAAGACUCUCAAGCACUCUAUAUUCCAUGCCCUUUUCCAUGCCUGCCUUCCUCAUCGAAAUGGCCAUUAUUACUUUGACAACUUUAGGUUAAAUUCUUUACUUCCUACUCGUCCAUAUGCACACAAUCGAUUUAAUAUAGAUCCACGUAUAUUUGAAAUCGAAAAAAUUAUGUUAGAAGGCAAACUACCUCAUGAUCGUUUUACUUUAACCACCAUGUUAACUUGCUUAGCCAGUGGAGGACAAUUUAAAGCAUUCCGUAGAAGAUGGAAUGCACUUAAACUUUAUGGACUUCGACGAGAUAUUGGUAUGUAUCGACUUGUAUUUGCUCUGUCCUCUUUAGAUCCUACAGAGUCCAAAUAUGCUAUUGCAGUUAUACGAAAUGAAAUGAAGCGAGAAAUUCCAAAGGAUCGUAUGGAUUGGGAUACCUAUAGAGCCAUGCUAGACUGCUGUAUAUCUGCCCAAUUACCUAUAGAAGCGAAGGAGAUCAUGAAAGAGAUGACGAAAAAUUGUGAACACAUUCAUCGCACCAAAACUCAUGCUAAUGAUCUUGUUAAAUGGCCAUUCCUUGAUGAACCUAAUUUCUAUCUUCCUCUACUUCGUGCAGCCGUAUCACUGCCUGGUUUGAAUGCAAAUAAGAUUAUAAAAGAAAUCGAUGAUAAAAAAAUUACUUAUAACCAAGGCAUUUGGGAAGCUCUAUUAUCCAAAUUAACACUAGAAGAUGAUAAACAAGGCAUACAACAAUUAUUUAAUAAAUAUACCAUGUAUCGUUUUGAAAAGGAAGGUAAAAUUCCUGUACCUGUUCGAGAAGCAUCUAGUCCUGCAAUCCCCUUUCCAUCUGCACCUUACAAGACAUUGGAUAUAAAGUUCAUUGAUGCUUACCUAGCUACUUUAAUUGAUUCUCAAGAUAUAUCACUUGUCUUUGAUGUCUUGCGCACCUUGACCGAGCAAACAAAUAAACUUGGUAUCUCACGUUCUUUAUUGAAAGGUAUCGUACAUUUAGCCAAAAAAGAAAAAUCAAAAGAUGAAUUACAAUGGUUCAAGGAUGAGGUAUUACCUAAGGUGCCAGUACAAAAUAAGAGUGUAAGAAUGUUAGGAAAACAGAUAGAUGCUUAUUUAAACUAAUGAUAUAAAAAUAAAUAAAUACGUCUGAGACAAUCCUAACUUUUUUUUUGUUUUGUUGAGCCUGA
Molecule: messenger RNA, 2522 nt
Organism: Cokeromyces recurvatus
Lineage: Eukaryota; Fungi; Mucoromycota; Mucoromycetes; Mucorales; Mucoraceae
Exons: 3
Coding region: 25-2457 (810 amino acids)
Molecular function (GO): protein binding
Source: RefSeq, a predicted model, not a curated record